This is a messenger RNA of Galleria mellonella (greater wax moth), 1789 nucleotides long. RefSeq names its product MATH and LRR domain-containing protein PFE0570w-like (gene Rlb1). The transcript is spliced from 3 exons. The record is from RefSeq and is a predicted model, not a curated record. Gene Ontology annotation, cellular component: nucleus; 90S preribosome. Lineage: Eukaryota; Metazoa; Arthropoda; Insecta; Lepidoptera; Pyralidae. Bases 257 to 1726 code for a protein of 489 amino acids. Gene Ontology annotation, biological process: maturation of SSU-rRNA.
ACAAUAACUUUAAUCUAUAAAAUUCGAUCCUUUAAUUUGCUAAAUUUCAUUUUGAAUUUAUGCGAACAUAUUUUUGUAUUUUUUAUUAUGCAGUGAAUUAAUUAUCUUGUACGUAAAUUAGUUACAAGAAUACACAAAAAAAGUCGCCAGUACUCGUUAUAUUUAGUAGUUUAUAUCAAUUUAUGAUGAAAAAGAAAAUGUCUAAAACCAUAACAUAACCUAAAUAAAAUUGGGAUUUAAUUUGAACAUUCAAAAAAUGGAAGUCGGUGCAGUUAAACAAGCCUUUAAUAAUGAGGUAAUUUUAUUGAAGAAGAAGUUAAAUCAAGCUAGAAUACAAAUUAUACACAAACUAACGAGAAAAGCAAAAACAUUUACUGAGAAAAAAGCUCCUGAAAAACAGAAAGAAAAAUUAAAGAGGAAAGCAGAGUCUGCUGUUAAAGAAGUUUUGAUAUUAAAGAAAAUAAAACCAAAAGAUUUAGCAAAGUUUAUUAUAACACAUACAGGAAAUUUAAAUGAUUAUUUGAAUAAGCCAAAUGUAGACCAAGAUAAAGCAUGUGCAAGACUAUUGUUACAUAAAUCAUUGCAGGAUAAAUACAAAUUUAUCCGAGGUAGAUUCGCUGGCAUUCCUAUAGCAGAUUUGUUUAUGUCUCGACAAGAGAGGAAAAAGCUUAAAAAAGAAGCUAAAGAUAAAAAUAAAAAGAAGAAGGGCAUAGAAAAUGAAAAAAUUGUAAAUUCAGAAGGGAAUUGGGAAGUAGAGGAUGUUGAAAUGGAUAAUGAUAGCAAAGAAUUAGAUGAAAAUGCAACAUCUGAUGAAAUGGGAUUAUCUGAUGAAGACGAGUCUAAUGAAGAAGUUGCUUCUGACAAUCAAAGUAGUUUGUCUAAUGAAGAGAACUUAACCUUAAAUAAUGAUUUAGAAAAUGAAGUUUUUGAUGCUCAGAAAAAUGUAAAAAAACAAAUAAAGACGAGAGGAGGAAAAACAGGUAAAGAGAGUAAUGAAGAUUCAGAUAAGGAUAAUGAUGAAUUACCUGCUAGUAUUGGGAAAUUUGUAAGAUUUAUACCUGAUAAAGUCAAGAGUGAUAAUGACAUUGAUGAUCUUUCCUGUAAUAAUAGUAAGAGUAAUAUUGAAAAGGCCAAUAAGACAGCUUUAAAGAACAGUAAAAAUACAGAGAAAAAAGGGAAAGAUAGUAACAAAAAUAAGAAUUUUAAUGAAAAGAUUUUAUUAAGGAAAUUUAAAAGAGAUGAAGAUGAAAUUCCCACAGCUGGAAAAAAGGUAGUAGAUCCAUUUUUCAUUACAGCCACAGGAGAAAAUUAUAUGUCAGUUGCAGAGCCUAGACAACCCGAUGAAAUUAAGGAAAUCCACAAACAAGGCAAUAGAAAGCUAAGAAGAGCUGCCAUGUUUGGUCAUGUUCCUAAAAUCAAACCUGGACAAAACCAUUUUAGAAAUAACAAUAGUUACAGUAAUGGAGAUAAAUUUGAUAGUAAAUUGAAUUAUAGAAAUAAGUUUAAUAAUCAGUCUGAUAACUAUGAGAAUAAAGUAUCAAAAAAUGCAUAUAAUAAGUCAGAUUCUAAUGAUAGUAAAAAAACUAGAUUUGAUAAGUUUAGUGAUAGGAAAUCUGAACAAAAUGAGGAUAAACAAGAAAAAUUACACCCAUCUUGGGAAGCUAAGAAACGCCAGUCAGGUAUUUUGCCAUUUCAAGGUAAAAAGAUUGUUUUUGAUGAUGGGUAGUUAAAUGGCAACUUUGUUAUAUUGGUUAAUUAUUAAAUUAUAUGACAUUUAAAAAAUGAUAAA